Molecule: messenger RNA, 910 nt
Organism: Aureobasidium subglaciale EXF-2481
Lineage: Eukaryota; Fungi; Ascomycota; Dothideomycetes; Dothideales; Saccotheciaceae
Exons: 3
Coding region: 7-858 (283 amino acids)
Biological process (GO): endoplasmic reticulum to Golgi vesicle-mediated transport
Cellular component (GO): COPII-coated ER to Golgi transport vesicle; endoplasmic reticulum membrane; Golgi membrane
Source: RefSeq, a predicted model, not a curated record
CCACCCAUGACACAACAACAGCAACAGCAACAGCAACAGCAGUACGGCUAUGCCCCAAACAACUACGGCCAGCCUCCCUUUGGCGGCUUCAUCAAUGACCCCGCCGCUCAGAUGAGUCUUCAGAUGGGCAAGACGGCCGUCGCUGCCGGUCAGGAGUACAUGGAGCAAAACUUCAACCGCUAUGUCAAUGUCUCGGCCAUGAAGCACUACUUCAAUGUCUCCAAUGCCUACGUCGUCAACAAGCUCUUCAUAGUCCUCUUCCCCUGGCGCCAUCGUCCCUGGUCGCGUCAGCAGCAGCCCAUGGCCACCAGCGCCCAGUCCGCUCCCAUGUUUCUGCCUCCUCGUGAAGACAUCAACAGUCCCGACAUGUACAUCCCGGUCAUGGCCUUUGUCACCUAUAUCCUCUUGUCCACCUUGCUCGCCGGUCUGCAGGGUGCUUUCCGUCCAGAGCUGCUCGGUCUGACUGCUACCAAUGCCUUUGCCGUCGUCAUCAUCGAACUUUUGCUUCUCAAGCUCGGCACCUAUCUCCUGAACAUUUCAAACGAGUCGCAGUGGCUAGAUCUGGUUGCUUAUUCCGGUUACAAAUUUGUCGCCGUCAUCUUUACCAUCGCCCUGGCUGCCAUUACCACUGGCGCAAAAGGUACUGGUGGUUACGUUGGCUGGUCCGUCUUUGCCUACACCUACCUGGCAAAUGCCUUCUUCCUCCUCCGCUCGCUCAAAUAUGUUAUUCUGCCAGACACUGCCUCGGGCGCCCAUAACCCUAUAGCCCGAUCGCAGAGGACAAAGAGGACUUACUUCCUCUUCGUUUACUCCUAUGUCAUUCAAUUGGCUUUCAUGUGGUGGUUGAGUAGCUUGUAAUUUGUUUAGUUAGAGUCCCAAAAAUGCAUUGAUGAUUCCUCUCCCUACCGCU